AUGAUCAUGAAGAGUAGCUUUGUGCCUCUUGUGGCCUUGUCCUCCGCCAUUGGCGCAUGGGCCCAUGGCGAAGACGCAGCCAAAGAUAUGGGCCCUGUGGCUUUCAUGUGGCCGCCAGAUCGUACCUGGGGCGCCGCCUAUGAUAACACGGCUCCGUGUGGCUCGUCCUCUGGCGCCACGAACCGAACCGACUUCCCUAUGGUCAAUGGUCAACUCGCACUCGUCAUCCAAGACGAAUCGUGGAACGUUCAGAUCGCAAUCUCUCACAAAAGCGACCCUAGCACCAAUGAUGACUUCGAGUCAUUCAUUGACGGAUCACGCAUCAAGGACAUCGAGCCAGGCCACGAAUGCUAUCCCGUCCCCAACCCCUCCAUCGAUGUCGAAGAAGGAAUGAACGCUACCUUCCAAAUCAAGUACACCUCAGACUUUGAAACUGACAAGAAUGAAACCUACUAUGCCUGCGCCGAUGUUAGAUACGUCGCUGCCAGCAAGUUCACAACUCAAGUGCCUUGUUUCAACGUCACAGCGGAUGAGUUCACCGCUGUCACAAGUACCACGGCUACCGCUGGUGCCACUGCCACUGCCGGAUCAUCUAGCUCGUCCUCCAAGGACUCGAGUACAAAGGAGUCAAGCUCGGGUCUUUCUGGAGGCGCUAUCGCUGGUAUCGUGGUUGGUUGUGUGGCAGCUGUGGCGAUUGCCCUUGCAGUUCUGUUCGGAUAUAGAAGGUUCUUGCAGAAGUAUCGCUCUUAUCGUCAGAAGGCGUCUGUUAGGAACGUGGAUUGGGCCGAGACUGCUACUGUUAAUCCAAAGGUGGAUGACGAGGGUCUUCGGAAGAUUCGAUAG
Molecule: messenger RNA, 843 nt
Organism: Aspergillus bombycis
Lineage: Eukaryota; Fungi; Ascomycota; Eurotiomycetes; Eurotiales; Aspergillaceae
Product: copper acquisition factor BIM1-like domain-containing protein
Exons: 3
Coding region: 1-843 (280 amino acids)
Source: RefSeq, a predicted model, not a curated record